Messenger RNA from Bipolaris sorokiniana ND90Pr, 830 nucleotides. RefSeq lists its product as uncharacterized. The record is from RefSeq and is a predicted model, not a curated record. NCBI's taxonomy places the organism in Eukaryota, Fungi, Ascomycota, Dothideomycetes, Pleosporales, Pleosporaceae. The transcript has 2 exons. Gene Ontology annotation, molecular function: protein binding. The coding region runs from base 111 to 830 and encodes 239 amino acids.
AACUAACAUGAUCAGUAUCGUUUUGAUUUACAUCUCAAGUCCUGAAAGCCGAACGUCGAAAAGUUCUCUGAUCCCUUCCCUGCUGUCGCUACGUAGAUACAACAUACGUCAUGGCAAAACUGGAGCCUAAAGGUCCAUUAGGCAAGGCUGAAAAGCCCAAGUUCUCACAUUUCCUCACCUCUCCCCUCGUAACUGUCACUAUUGCCAAGUCGAGAACAUUCUACCUCCAUUUCGACCUUCUUGUUGCCGAAUCAGAUAUGUUUUCCAACAGCCUGACUGGCAGGUUCAAGGAAGCAGAGGAGAAAGCCAUUGAAUUGGAGGAUGAAGAUCCCGAGACUUUUGGAUUCUUUGUCGAAUACCUUUACCGCAAUCAAUCAAUUCUUUCCCGCGAUGUCGCGCAUUACUCCGAAUAUGUGACCCUGGCGCGCCUCUAUGUCAUGGGAGAACGCCUUAUGGCACCAAGAUUUCAGGCCUACACUUUGUGGAGGUUCGUCCAGACACUAGGGACCAACACACAUAUCUCAGAAGAGAGCGUUUGUGAACUGCUCCGGGUUGCGUGUGAGGAAAUUGCGGAAAGAGUUAGAGAGGAUCCUAUGAGGGCUCACAUCUUCUGGUAUGCAGGGGCCCAAAUCAGCAAGCUCCAGAAGUCUAGCCUGUUUCGUCAGCUGUUAUGCGACACUCCGGAUUUGGGCAGCUAUCUAUGCUUAUGGGUGGGCCAAGGUCAACCAAAAAAACCAGACGUGCCAAAUGAGCUCAAAUACCAGAAGUUUGCGCCUGAGAGCGAGCACUCCCUACAACGCUACUCCGAGGCCUCCUCAAAAGCUGAAUAG